CUGAAAUUCUCCCUGUCACAUUUGAUGACAUCACUUCCUGGUGCAGAGAGGAAGCUGUCAUUUCUGUAGUAACAGCCACAAUUCACUACACUCUGUAAAAUCCUCACCCAUCCUUGUUUCCAAGCAGGCCUAUCCAAGCAUCGUUGUUCUACCUUCUUUUGAUCAUCAGCAUUAAACAAGUUCCAAAACUUAUACAGUGUGGUGAUUGAAGGGCGAGUAAACUGCCUGUUGAUUCACUUCUCACAGUGACGGGGACAGGACAGUAGAACAACGCUGGACAUAGGCUGUGUUUUAUCUGGACGCUACACCACCAUCAAGCAACGCAGCGUAGCCACAGCGUCCACCACAGUAUCCACCACAGCGUGACUGAAGGUACUAACACACGUAGUCACACAUCUAGCAACACAAAGAUGUCUGAACGCACAUUCAAGACCAAAUCUAGGGUGUCAUGCUCAUCUAGACAUUCAUAUAGAUCCCAUGCUUCUGAGACAGCAGCACUGGCCAGAGCUGAAGCAGAGGCCAUCAGAGCACAAAUAGCUUUUGCUGAACAAGAAGCAGAGAUAAAGAAAGAAAGGGCAUGUCUAGAAGCCUCACUGGAAGUGCUGAGCUUGAAAAAAUCAGCAGCAGCUGCAGCUGCAAAAGCAGAAGUGUUAGAGGCUGCAAUAGAGACUGACUGCAACAUUAGUGACAAACCAGACAUCCAGUUUGAUAUAAAGCCUGAAACUGUUAUGCAGCGAACUGAGGAAUAUAUACAAAAACAUUCCCAAACGCUCAGCCAUUCUGAUCCAGCCCUAGAAGCAGUAGACAUGCAUCCAUGCAGUGACCACAAACUGUCACAGUUGCCUACCAGCAUAGAAAAUCCUGUUACCAGCAACCAGCGACAUGAUACUUUACACUACCGAGUAGAUUCUCCAGACCAUCAUAGUUAUCCCCUGUCUCUACAAAGGGAAGGGGCUUACACCCAUCCACCAGACACCAGAACUAUACCUUGCACCAGCCAUCACUCAGACGUACCAGCCCACAAACAAAACAUGUCAGAUCUGGUAAGAUUUAUGGCUAGGCAAGAGAUUAUCACUAAAGGACUUGUGCAAUUUGAUGAUCUCCCAGAGAAUUAUAGGGCCUGGCGGGCUUCAUUUAGAAAUGCUGUAACAGAUCUAAAUCUUUCAUAUAAGGAAGAAAUAGACCUUCUGGUAAGAUGGCUGGGCUCUGAGUCGGGUAAACAAGUAAAACGAAUACAAGCUGUGUACGUGAAUGACUCCAGAAAGGGUCUGCAGAUGGCGUGGCAGAGACUUGAUGAGUGCUAUGGGGCCCCCGAGAUCAUAGAGGAGUCACUGUGGAAAAGAAUAGAUGGCCUUGGAAAAAUCUCCAACAAAGAUCCUCAGAGGCUCAGAGAGUUAGGAGACCUGCUGAUGGAACUCCAAGCCGCAAAGGACGAAGGUGACUUCCCAGGCUUAGCCGUUCUUGACACAGCCCGAGGUAUAAACAGCAUUGUGCAAAAACUGCCAUUUUCCUUGCAAGAGAGGUGGAUCACGCAGGGUUCUAAUUAUAAAGAGCUGCAUCAUGUACAUUUUCCACCAUUCUCUUUCUUUGUGAACUUCGUCACCCAACAAGCUAAGAGGCGUAAUGACCCAGGGUUUAUUCUGGCUCCUCAAAGCUCUGACGGCCAGAGACUAGAGAGAAACCAACACAAGUAUGCCACUCAAAGAACUCCCGUUUUAGUGCGCAAGACUGACAUCUCUUCAGCUACACCAUCACAGAAGGAGCCCAUCGACCCCAAGAUGGCAGAUCUUACCCAAGGUUGUCCCAUACAUCACAAACCCCAUUCUCUGCUUAAAUGCCGUGGCUUCAGGGCAAAACCUUUGGAGGAAAGAAAGACUUUCCUGAAGCAAAAUAACAUUUGUUAUCGUUGUUGUGCUUCUACUACACAUAUGGCAAAGGACUGUAGUAAGAUGGUCAGCUGCAUAGAAUGUAAUAGCGAUAGACAUGUGUCCGCCCUGCAUCCUGGCUCUGCCCCGUGGUCUGUGAAAACUCCAGCUGAGGGAGAGUAUGGCGGGGAGGGACAGGAAAACAGUACAGCAGCAGUGACAGCUUUGUGUACUGAAGUUUGUGGAAGAAACCAUAGGGGCCGAUCAUGCUCAAAAAUCUGCUUGGUCAGCAUCUUUCCUACUGGACAUAGGGAAAGAGCAAUCAAACUGUAUGCAAUCUUAGAUGAUCAAAGCAAUAGAUCAUUGGUCAGAUCAGAGUUUUUUGAGCUUUUUGGGUCAAAGGGCCAUCAAUUCCCCUAUUCUCUCAGAACCUGUGCAGGAGUCAUUAACACCACUGGGAGAAGGGCACAUGGUUUUCACUUAGAAUCCCUAGACGGACAAGUGACUGUUCCCCUACCCACACUCAUAGAGUGUAACGAAAUCCCAGAUGACCGGACAGAGAUUCCAACCCCUGAGGCUGCACUUCAUCAUAAGCAUCUGAGACCGUUAGUCAGUCAGAUACCCAAGCUUGAUCCUAAUGCUCCCAUUCUCAUGUUGCUAGGCAGAGACAUCAUUAGGAUCCACAAAGUAAGAGACCAGAUCAAUGGGCCACAUGACUCCCCUUAUGCCCAAAGACUAGACUUGGGGUGGGUAAUAGUAGGCAACGUAUGUCUAGGUGGCGUCCACAGGCCAGACCUGGUGCAUAACCACAACACCAACACCUUAGAUUAUGGACGGAAAUCCUAUUUUACACCCUGCUUAAACUUCUUCACUGCAAAAGAAAGCUUCAAUCUGAAUAUGCCCCUGACCCUGCAAGCCUCAACAGUCCAGAACUCCUCUUACAUAGAAGACCCUCUAGGACACAGAGCCUUCGAAAGAACAAAAGAGGAUGAAAAAAUAGCUCCUUCCCUCAGUGAACUUGCUUUUAUGGAGAUAAUGAGGAGAGGCUUCUACAGGGACGAUGACAACAGCUGGGUUGCUCCACUGCCUUUUAAACCACAAAGACAGCGCCUACCAAAUAAUAAGACCCAGGUUUUGCACCGUCUCAGGUCUCUACAAAAGGCUGAAGCCUGA
Xenopus laevis (African clawed frog) is the source of this 3038-nucleotide messenger RNA. RefSeq lists its product as uncharacterized. The record is from RefSeq and is a predicted model, not a curated record. NCBI's taxonomy places the organism in Eukaryota, Metazoa, Chordata, Amphibia, Anura, Pipidae. The coding region runs from base 411 to 3038 and encodes 875 amino acids. The transcript is spliced from 2 exons.